Panicum hallii is the source of this 1264-nucleotide messenger RNA. Its product is annotated as GEM-like protein 1. The record is from RefSeq and is a predicted model, not a curated record. The transcript is spliced from 4 exons. Bases 318 to 1076 code for a protein of 252 amino acids. NCBI's taxonomy places the organism in Eukaryota, Viridiplantae, Streptophyta, Magnoliopsida, Poales, Poaceae.
GCGACGCGAACCCCCAAAUAUUCCACUUGUCUUCUUUAAUCACGCCCCGCCUCGCUGACGGCGCUGCAGUGCACGGCCCCUCCUUCCUUUCCCUUUCCUUCCCUUCCUCAGAGUGGAGCGGACGCCCCGCACAGAACCUUCGCCUCCCCGCCACUGGAGCGAGCGCCUCCGAUUCCCCACAAAAAAGGAAAGCGAAGCACCCGCGCCACCAGAUCGAUUCGUCGAUCACCAGGUUUCCCCUUCUCCUGAGCCCUGACCAAAUCGAUCGACCGUGCCGAACGCAUCGAUUCCUCCCCGUGCACCAGAGCAGAGACUCGAUGGCGGCGUCGUGGGCUGCUCCGCCGCCGGGGUACCCGGCCGGGCACGGGCAGGCGUACGGCGGCCAGCCGCCGGCCGCGCCGCAGCCUCAGGCCGCCACGGCGGUGGCCGUGACCGCGGCGAGCAACGGCGUGGGCAACCCCUACGUGAUGGUCACCCCCGCGGCCGCCACCCCGUCCACCUGCCAGACCGUCAUGAAGGCGCUGGGCCGGUACGGCAAGCUGCUGGAGGACGGCACCCGCAAGGCCGCCGACGCCACCGGCAACAUCUGGCACCACCUGCGGACGGCGCCGAACAUGGCGGACGCAGCGGUGGCGCGGCUGUCGCAGGGGACCAAGGUGUACGCGGAGGGCGGCCACGACCGGGUCUUCUACCAGACGUUCGGCGCCAUGCCCGGGGAGCAGCUCCUCAAGGCCUACGCCUGCUACCUCUCCACCUCCUCAGGCCCCGUCAUCGGCACGCUCUACCUCUCCACGGCGCGCCUCGCCUUCUGCAGCGACAGCCCCAUCUGCUACCAGGGUCCUGCCGGCCAGCCCCUCGAGUGUAUGUACUACAAGGUGGUGCUUCCCCUGAGCCAAGUGAAAACAGUGAACCCUUCUUCCAGCAUGCGCAACCGGGCCGAGCGGUACAUCCAGAUCACGACUAUGGAUAACCACGAGUUCUGGUUCAUGGGGUUCGUGAACUACGACAAGGCUCUCAAGAAUCUCUACGAAGCUCUGCAGCACCGCGAUGUCCACGGCCACCACCACCACAGCUGAUUAUGCUCCGGUUUGAUCUUGCCACUACUGCACUGUACUUGUGCCUCGCUCAUGAUGAACCGUGACAUUCUCUAUCUUGAGCUGCUGUUCUUGAAUAAGACGAACACUGAAAAAUCCUGAUGUGUUUGUGCUGCUAAUCCGAUCAGUGCAGAACGCUGAAUAUAGAUAAAAGCUUUAGCUGCAUCUCA